Raphanus sativus (radish) is the source of this 659-nucleotide messenger RNA. Its product is annotated as upstream activation factor subunit UAF30. The record is from RefSeq and is a predicted model, not a curated record. The coding region runs from base 184 to 495 and encodes 103 amino acids. Lineage: Eukaryota; Viridiplantae; Streptophyta; Magnoliopsida; Brassicales; Brassicaceae. Gene Ontology annotation, cellular component: nucleus. The transcript is spliced from 3 exons.
CGCUAUUAACCGCAAAAGCUGCGUUUGCGGGUGGUAGCGGGAAUGUGAGUCACCCCCUUAAACGCGAUAAUAUCUCCAACGUAAAGCGUUAAAACUGCGAGUGUAAAUGUGAAAAAGCCCCCGUUUCUCUGCCUUGCCUUGUUGCGUUUAGUUUACUUUACACUACCAUCUCCCGGAGUCAAGAUGCAGCCGCAGAGGCUGAAGAAGGCGAUAACUGAUAACUCCAAGAAGCUUGGGAAUUUGAUUGACCUCGUGAACCUUCCAUCUCCUCUACGUGACUUCCUUGGUCAAUCUCAGAUUUCUCGUCUGGGUUGUUUCAUGCGUGUAUGGUCUUAUAUUAAGACCAACAAUCUUCAGGAUCCAAAGAACAAGAAUGUGGUGAACUGUGAUGAAAAGCUGAAGAGCAUUUUGCUUGGGAAACAGCGAGUGGAGCUAGUUGAUCUUCCUUCUCUUAUCAAGUUACAUUUCACCAAGACACCACCAAAGUCGAAUUAGAGCUGAAGAGCAAUAAUGUGAUCUUGCUUGGUAGUCGUUUCUUUGUUUUCAUCUCUGUUAUAAUGUGGUGAUCUCAGAGUUUCUGUUUCUCUGGAUCGAAUUUCGUUUCUGUAUUCUUUUGUAAACGGUUUCAAAAUAUCAUCUUAACUACUUACACAAACAUA